CGCUCGCAUCGCAUGCGCGUGCUUCUGCCCACUGCCCCUUCACACAGACCCUUCACUGGCAUCCUGGAGGGCAGACCCUCGCUCCAGUCCCGUCCUCGCCACCUCCCAAACGGCCACCAGCAGCCAGGAGAAGCACACCUUCAGAUCCAGAGCACCAGACUCCACCACCUGUGUGUCAAGGUUACCUAUGAACCUUGGUGUUUAGGCAAACCGCAUCUUAUCUAGUUGUACCAAAUUGUCGACGGUUGAUGCUGCAACACAAACGGGAUCCAGGACUAACACAAGAAGACUUGGGAGAGAAAUAAACAACACGCUCCACUCUGUAGGCUCCAUUCUGACAGCCCUCCUCAGUAGCUGAGUGGACAAGGAGAGCAAGAGGCAGAGGAAAAGAAGGCAAAAAUUGUAGCCUGAAAGAGGUGAAGGUUUUAAUCCAUUCCACAGAUUUUGAGUGGACUGUUCGCUCACCCUGAGAGACCAAAGAACAAGUUGCUAGUCACCAUCGUCCUUUCAUAGUCAUGGCGACCACGGGCAUGCAACUUCUUGGCCUGGUCAUGUCCCUCAUCGGCUGGGUCGGCGGCUUCCUGGUGUGCAUCCUCCCCAUGUGGCGCGUCACCGCCUUCAUCGGCAACAACAUCGUGACGGCGCAGAUCACGUGGGAGGGCCUGUGGAUGAACUGCAUCGUCCAGAGCACCGGCGAGAUCCAGUGCAAGGUGUACGACAGCCUGCUGGCCCUGCCGAGCGACAUGCAGGCCGCCCGCGGCUUCACCGUGAUGUCCGUGCUCCUGUGCUGCCUGGCGCUCACCCUGGGCGUGCUGGGCAUCAAGUGCACGAAGUGCGUGGGCCACCCAAGCCUGGAGGCACGUCUGGCCCGAGUGGCCGGCGCCAUGUUCGUCAUCGCGGGCUUCCUCUACCUCGUGCCCGUCUGCUGGGCCGCCCACUCCAUCAUCAGGGAUUUCUACGACCCGUUUGUGGCGGCGCCACACAAGCGUGAGUUGGGGCCUGCGCUCUACCUGGGCUGGGGUGCGUCCGCCCUGCUCCUGAUCGGCGGCUCCCUGCUCUACGCCGGCUCCAGCCCCCCAGGGAUUCCCUCCUCGCCCACCUUCAGCAGUGGGGAGAGCAGCCCGCGCCGGGGAGGGGGUGCCACACAGGUCAAAGGUUACGUCUAACAUCGCCGAACAACAGCUCUCACCCCAGGGAUCCUCUCUCUUAGUAUUCCCAAUUGUAAUAGAUUGAAUUUUAAUGUUCCUAUAUGGUAUUUUGUAUCAUGAUCAUGGCCUUGGUUACUGUCCAAUGGAGGUUGUGAAGAGAAAUGUGAAAUCAUGUAAUUAUUCCAACUCUUAUGUCCUUCAAUAACCCUGUCUAUGUGUGUGUAUAAAACAAAUAAAGUCCUCCGUCCUUUAAAA
This is a messenger RNA of Alosa alosa (allis shad), 1403 nucleotides long. RefSeq names its product claudin k (gene cldnk). NCBI's taxonomy places the organism in Eukaryota, Metazoa, Chordata, Actinopteri, Clupeiformes, Clupeidae. The record is from RefSeq and is a predicted model, not a curated record. Gene Ontology annotation, biological process: cell adhesion; bicellular tight junction assembly. Gene Ontology annotation, molecular function: structural molecule activity. Bases 516 to 1166 code for a protein of 216 amino acids. The transcript has 2 exons. Gene Ontology annotation, cellular component: bicellular tight junction; plasma membrane.